CUCUGGACGGCAAGCAGUCGCUUCCUUCUCAGCGGCGUGGGCGGGAGGUCGAGCUCCGGGCAUGGCGUGGGCGGCGCUGAGGCCGGUGGUGAAGGCCUGCAUCGGCGGCUCCCUCAUCGGCAUCACCAUCUCCGACCGCUACUUCUCCUUCGCCACCGUCCACGGCGGCUCCAUGCGCCCCACCUUCGAAGGCAGCACAGACGGACGCGAGUACGCGCUGGUGAAGCGGAGCCCCCUCUACGACUACUGCCGCGGCGAGGUCGUCGUCUUCGUGUCGCCGGUGGACCACCGGAGCCCGGCGAUCAAGAGGCUCAUCGGGCUGCCCGGCGACUGGAUCAGCGUCCGGGACAAGGAGGAGAUCCGCAAGAUUCCGGAGGGCCACUGCUGGGUCGAAGGGGACAAUGGCAGCGCAAGCUGGGACUCCAGAUCCUACGGCCCCGUUCCGCUUGGUCUAGUGCAGGGGAGGGUGACGCACGUGGUGUGGCCACCCGGCAAGAUGGGCCGCGUCGACAAGAAGGUGCCGCCGGAAGGAAGGGUCAUGCCGCAGCGAAAUCUCUAGUCCAGUCCAUCUCUCUUCCUUCCUGGGUUGCUUUGUCCCGCAGUUUUGUUUGUUCUCGCUGGACAUCAUGUAACACAUCAUGCAGCAGGGAGACAUUGCGUCCCUCCGCCUUCCGAAUGUAGCACAUCAAUAGAUAGUUUCUUAUGUAACCUUGGCUGUAUAAGACUUGAUCCAUUGUAAGGGAAGCUAGGCUAGGGUAGGUGCAGGCAAAUUUUGGUUAGAUGAUGAUGUGUGAUGCAUUGUUGCGUAACUGCAAUGUUUGUUUUCUACUGAAUAAUGUAGUACCCCCACCUCUAUCUGUUUCCUCCUCAUGUAUCCCCGUCCGCUGCUGCUGCUGCUGCUGAAACAGGUGUAUUACAAUUCGAAGAUAUGCAGAGAUGCUAUAUGAAGAUUAUAUUGCUCACUUACAGUUGUAUUACAAAUGUGACUGCAUACCAUAUAUCUUCAUUGUUUUGCUUUUUAUGCCCUUUUUAGAUUGUGGACUCUGACAAGGCUUGUUUGUUAUGCCAGCCUCCCUGCACCUUCCAUUUAUAUUCCACAACGGCGGCAGAUCCAUAGCCGAAUGUGGAACAAGGAAAGGUAAAAGCAGCUCAAUUGGUGGCUUCAAGUUAUCCUAAAGAGAAGGAGCGAACUAAGAAGGAACCAGCCAGAAUAAUCAUCAACUCCGAUGAUGACUGUGAAGGCCACACAUCCCAGGCGAUUCUGAACACAAAGCCAGGUAGAGUUCAUUCCUUGGUGUGAAGGCGAGAAGAGGAGGACGAGAAAGGAGACGGUAUCCAUUUGAUGUCACUGCCUUGCUGCCUGAUGAAACCGAACAAGGCAAGAAGAGGAGGCGGGAACCUGAACCAGAAGCGCAGCAUCAGAAACGAGGUUGUCCACGCGGUUGAAGUAGCAUCAGAAACGAGGCUGUCCACACGAUUGAAGCAGCAUCAGCAAAUCGUGCUCACUGGUGCAACCCCAAGUACGACGCGGCACAGCGGAUCACCUGCUGAGGCGGCCCGAGAAAACGCGUCGGCGCCGGGCACACUGAAAGAACAAAGAUGAGGUCCACACGAAGGAACAAACUGAAGAAUUGCAAAUGAGGUAUAACCGUACAAGUACAACGUGGGCAGCAGAGGAUGUAAUCAUCAGUAGGACCUCGCCGGAGCUGCUGCAGCAGAGGAUGUACGCGGGUGGCGGUGUCCCUGAUGUUGAGCACACCGGGGUCCUCCUCCUCCUCCUCCUGCUGCUGCAGGGUGGAGAAGGGAGAUGAGUCGGCGCCGGCUCUGGUGGAGGGGGACAAUGAGGCUAGUCUGCCGCGGCGAGAAGAGACUUGUUCCUCAUCAGCCUCAUCACCAUCCGCUCCAUCUCUGCUUGGCUCUCUGUCUCUCUCUCUCUCCCCGGCAUCCAUUGUCAUUACGUUAACAUAUCAGAAUCCGUAGAGCAACAUAGUUCCAGCGGCUGUAACAAGAGUUGAGGACAACGCAAAUUCUACUCCUUGUGUCUACAAUUGUAUUUGUGUUCGAAAAUGCAGGAACGAGUCAGGUUAA
Hordeum vulgare subsp. vulgare (domesticated barley) is the source of this 2088-nucleotide messenger RNA. RefSeq names its product mitochondrial inner membrane protease subunit 2-like. The transcript has 6 exons. The record is from RefSeq and is a predicted model, not a curated record. Gene Ontology annotation, molecular function: serine-type endopeptidase activity. The coding region runs from base 62 to 559 and encodes 165 amino acids. Gene Ontology annotation, biological process: mitochondrial respiratory chain complex assembly. Lineage: Eukaryota; Viridiplantae; Streptophyta; Magnoliopsida; Poales; Poaceae. Gene Ontology annotation, cellular component: membrane; mitochondrial inner membrane peptidase complex.